This is a messenger RNA of Owenia fusiformis, 3650 nucleotides long. Lineage: Eukaryota; Metazoa; Annelida; Polychaeta; Sabellida; Oweniidae. The record is from the annotation of a GenBank genome assembly.
CAUGGCCUUCCAGAAAAUUUCAGAAAUAUCCAGAAAAUAUGUGUUAUUACUCAUUUGUAGCUCGAUAGACCUUUUUCAACAGAUAUUUAUAUAUUCCUAGAUGAAUUGAAAAAGUUUGAUGAAAUAUGGAGCAUCAAUUGAAGACUGGUGAGGGUAUAAAAUCCCAGGCAGUUGUUAAGUAUGCAGCACUGGAGCCACCUGCCAAGUUCUUACAGCUCCAGCCUAAGACUGACUUGAAGCUACCACCCGCAAACUGGCUACGAGGGGACCCAAAGAUACAAAACAUGGCCUCAGGCAAAGUUAAUCACGAUGACUUUCCAAGCUUCAAUAUGGCGAAUGGGUCUCCCGAGUUAAUAGGAGAGAAUGUAGAUGUGGUGUCAGACUCCAAGAAUAUCAAGAAACUUUUGAAGAUCCCAUACAGCAAGGGAAACCACAUCUCAAUGAUGGUUCACAGAGUUGGAAAGACUCUUUUACUUGAUGAGUUUGAUAUUCACAGACACCUGCUUCGGAAACAACAGGAUGACUGGCGUUGGCUGAGGAAGUUUUACUACGAGACAAUACUUCAGAAUAUGAGUCAAGAUAAGGAGAAGUGGAUUAAUAAGAAGAACAGGAGCAGGGAUGUGCUGCAGAACAGAAACAUGUUGUCAAAGUUCCUCUAUUACAGCAUAGGGGAAGACGCAGAGUUCAGCCUGGAGGCAGAUCCCAGCAGUGUCUCACAGAAUGACCAUCAGUCUAUGAACCAGACUAAGCAAGCAAUACCAGAACCUGAGAAACCCCAGCAAGGUUCCAGUUACUACCAACGAGAAUUACUGUGGAAUUUCGAGGACAUCCGAAUGUUGCUUGGCACCGAUUUGCCCAUAUUUGGAGGUGGGACUCACCCAUGUGUCAGCUUGCGUCUACAAGACAACAGCAAGCCUAUCAAUGUACUGACUGGGAUAGACUACUGGUUGGACAAUCUAAUGUGCAAUGUACCUGAGAUAGCAAUGUGCUACCAUCUCAAUGGAAUAGUAGAGGGUUAUGAGCUGCUGAAGACUGCUGAUAUCCCAAAUAUAGAAGGCUCAAAGUUCUCUCCCAAUGUUAUCAAGGAUGUUGCUCAGAACAUCCUCUCAUUUCUCAAGACCAAUGCUACACAGGAGGGACACACUUACUGGCUGUUUAAGGGUAGUAACGAUGAUGUUGUAAAACUCUAUGACCUGACUACACUAUGUGCCGACAAUAUGGAUGGCCCUACAGACAACCCAUUCUCAAUCCCAGUUGGUAUACUGCUGUACAGGGUGGCUAGAAACCUCAGUAAAACAUCGGGAAAGAAGAAAUCUGGAACUAUCAGAACUUUACUAAAAAACUGCUUAAUGUUGCUUGACAAAGAAGAACAUGCACAGGUUGUGACAUCAGCGAACUAUCUGAUGUCAGACCUGUAUGUACCAGAUGACAUCUCAAGUGUUGAGAGUGAUGUCAGUUCAGAGUCUGAAGAUGAGGAGUAUGUUGAACAGGAGCAAGACCAGGCUGAGGAGGAAGAUGAGAGUUGUAGAAAGUCUACCACAUCAGUAGAGGUACAGGCACUAUGUCUAGCAGAGAAGAUAAAAGAGCCAGGCAGCCAACUGCAAAGAUACCCAGCUGUGUGUGGUAACAAGGAGGACAGAUGUAGAGAGGCACUGAAACACAUCCUAGCUGGCCUUCAGUGUUUAGACACCAGUGCCACUAAAUGCACAACACAUAUAGAGCCAGAAGAGCAGGCGAAGUGUAACCCAUAUGAGGCAAUCCCAAUGCACUAUGAACCAAUUAACAAAAUGACUGUAAAAUCUAAGGAUGAUCCAGAUGGUGCGAGAUUAGCCAAUCAUAGGGGUAGUUCAGUGGAUAAUGAGAUAUCUACAAGAGCAGGACAUGAGGAUUUAAGCAGUCAUGCAGUCUCUAAAUUACAUCUCUUGUCUCUACCGCACAAUUCCUGGCAUACUCUGUCCAAGUUCUUGCUCUUGAAGAAAGCUGUGCUUGCGUAUUAUGGAGUAGUGGAUUCUAAGUUGGCCAUACAUGAAUAUGGACAGGCUAUGAAAUAUUUAAAGAUUUCACUGAAAUGCUUGGAGACAAUGAGAGUUUUGCUGCCUGCAAAGUUCACUGAAAACUCUAAGCUUUUGGGGGAAAUUCUUGCUUCUGCAGCAGAUAUACGUCUGAUGUUGAUUCACAGCUCAGAUAUCAAGGGACACAUUGAAGACAUGGACAAUGUUACUGAUAUAGACCUUGCCAUCCUAGAGAGUGCAGAGAAAGAACUCACUGAAUUUGAGUACAUGUGGGUAUGUGAGGUGAGCAGUGAUGUAGAACGGAGCCUUGUGAGGUGUGCCAUGUGCUAUGAACUGGCACUGCAAUAUGUGCAUGUAAGAGAUAAAGAUGCAUGGAGGAACAUACAGAAGAGGUUUGGCAAUGUUCACAAUGAGCUAGGAGUCUUCUAUAUGAACCAGGCGUCGAAUUGUGCAGAUAAUGCUGCAAAGGUGAUAGAGCUGUGUAAGCAAGGAGGUUGCUGUUUUAGGCAGGGAAUAGAGGCAUUUGAGUUGAUCCGCGACAAGACAAACACGGCACUAUUAUACUCUAACUAUGGCAGGCUGAUGAGAUUGUGUGCCAAGUCAAGCGUGAAACAGAUUGAUGAUGGUUCUAGGGAAGAGUUUAGCCAGCAAGAGAAACAUUACUAUCUGCAGGCAGCUGACCAUUACAAGAAGGCUCUGAGUGUACUUGAGAGAAGAGGAGCUCAACAUGCUGAGAUCUGGGACUCUGUAACCUGGGAACUCUCCACAGUUUACUUCAACAUGGCCACUCUAAUGCAGGACCACGCUCCUCUAUCACAUAUGGCCAAAGACCAGGUGGAAAAAGAGGUGACAGAAUUAAUGACCAAAGCAUUGAAGUAUUGUGACGUGAAUAGUGAGCAGUCUCGUCAGAUCAUGUGUCAGUACAGGGCAGCUAGCAUUCACCACAGACUGGCAUCUCUCUACCAUAAUGCCUUCAGGGCACAUAAUGACAGUAUUAAGAAGAAACAUCUUCGACAGUUGGCAGAGUUGCAUUAUGGGAAGACGUCUGCUUAUUUCAAAUAUGUUGACACUCCUUGUGAACUGUUGAGAGUACAGUUAGAGCGGGUUGCCUUGGAGGAAUACCAGCUGACAGGUCUCACCAACGUAUCAACAAAGCAGAAGCUUCUAUUAGUAAUGCUAGGCUACAUCAUAGACUCAAGGGGAUCUAUAGAUUCCAUACACAAACAACUUUCUGAUAAACACACAGCUCAACCUGAAUUUGAAGGUUAUGUGGGGGAGACUGAAAAGUUACUGGGAAUACUGGAAUCUCGCCUACAAUUUGUGCUGCUUAAUCUAGUCAAAAACAGUGCUGCGAAUGCAAAGAAAAAUAAAUCAGAUGGAGUGCACAAGGACGACUACAAGGCCAUGUAUGCAGUUGCAUUAAAACAAGCAUCCCAGAAUUCAACACUUCAAGACAAGUGCUUCCACCUAUUGGGAGUGUUAUAUAAACUCCAGGAAAUGUAUCAGAAACUGGAAUGUAGUGCAUCAUAAAACAUGGAUUUCUCAUGAAGAUAAUGUUUAUUAUACUGGAGCAGGACUUAUACCUCAUUGACAUAAAGAUUGUAGACUCACCAAACAAGUGGCACAAAACAGCAAUCA